This is a messenger RNA of Trichechus manatus latirostris (Florida manatee), 893 nucleotides long. It is a transcript of the gene PSMB11, whose product is annotated as proteasome subunit beta 11. Bases 1 to 792 code for a protein of 263 amino acids. The transcript has a single exon. The record is from RefSeq and is a predicted model, not a curated record. Gene Ontology annotation, cellular component: proteasome core complex. Gene Ontology annotation, molecular function: threonine-type endopeptidase activity. NCBI's taxonomy places the organism in Eukaryota, Metazoa, Chordata, Mammalia, Sirenia, Trichechidae.
AUGGCUCUGCAGGAUGUGUGCAGCUGGCAGGCUCCUAACACCCAAGGACCAUCACCUCACCUGCCUCAGGCUGGUGGCUGGGCCGUGCCACAGGGCUGCGAUCCUCAAACCUUCCUACAGAUCCAUGGCCCCAAGCUGGCCCAUGGCACCACCACCCUGGCCUUCCGCUUCUGUCAUGGAGUCAUUGCUGCGGCUGACACACGCUCCUCCUGUAGCAACUACGUGGCUUGUCCAGCCUCACGCAAAGUCAUUCCUGUGCACCAGCACCUCCUGGGCACUACCUCUGGCACCUCCGCCGACUGCGUCACAUGGUACCGGGUGCUACAGCGGGAGCUGCGGCUGCGGGCACUGAGAGAGGGUCAACUGCCCAGUGUGGCCAGUGCUGCCAAACUCUUGUCAGCCAUGAUGUCCCGCUACCGGGGGCUGGAUCUAUGUGUGGCCACUGCCCUGUGUGGUUGGGACCGCUCAGGCCCUGCUCUCUUCUAUGUCUACAGCGAUGGCACUCGCCUGCAGGGGGACGUCUUCUCCGUGGGCUCUGGAUCUCCCUAUGCCUAUGGUGUGCUAGACCAAGGCUACCGCUAUGACAUGACCACCCAGGAAGCCUAUGCUCUGGCUCGCCGUGCAGUGGCCCAUGCCACCCGCCGUGAUGCCUAUUCAGGGGGUUCUGUGGACCUUUUCCAUGUGCAGGAGAGUGGAUGGGAGUACGUGUCUCAUGACGAUGUCUGUGUGCUGUAUGCGGAGCUGUGGGAGCCCCGGAAGGCGGAGGAGGAGGCCAGCGAGGCCCCACCCUGAGCCUGCCACUCUCCGCAGAGCUGGGCCAGGUAGAGAACUCUCUGUGUAGGCCACAGGAGGCAGCACCAGGAGACUCCAGGAUGCCAGCAGAGACGGAGAGG